AUGACGGUCUGCACAGGAGCGCCAGUUGCUGUGUUUGGCCCCAGAGUCAUCAUCGCCUGUCGCGCCUUUGACUUCACCCCCUAUUUCGAGGAUGUGUUUUUGGUGUGCUCACCGGCUACAUUAUUUCUUUUACUUUUCCCCAUUGAAUUGUGGCUGCUACGAACGAGCACCGCCAAACGUGCUGGAGCUGUUCGCUAUCGCCAGCGCCGCCGUCCUCUCGUAUAUCCACCAUUGUCGGUGAUUCGACCCUCAACGCUGCUCGUGCUCUUCUUGUCGACUCGAUUGUUACUGGGGUUGGCUCGUGUUAGAACGCUAUGGCUCAUCCCCACAGCGACUAACGCGGCGACCCUCUUUACAAUGGGCUUUGUAUUCACAUUGCUUUCGAUAGUGAUCGAAUCUACAGGAAAAGAAUCUAGUCUCGCGGCGGCUACAGCAAAGCUUGCGACGCCAGAGCCCUUCAGUGGCUUCUGGAAGCGCGCUAUGUUGCCGGUCCACGACCUUCCAGAGCUGGACCCCCAGCUGAACAGUCAAGUUGUGGCGCAGAAGCUGCAGGAUAGCUGGGGACAAGUCAACAAGUCACCUAAAUAUGCGCUGCUCCGGUCCUGUCUGAGAGCGUAUAUCUCUCCUUUCCUCUUGGGUGUCCUGCCGCGUCUGUUCAUAUCGGGAUUCACGUUCUGCCAGCCAUUCCUCAUUGAUGCGGCCGUGUCGUGGGUUGAAAAUCCGGACACAUCGCUGGAUUCUGGAAAGGCACUAAUCGGAGCCAUUGCUUUGGUCUAUGUGGGACUGGCCGUGAGAAUCAUCCGCCUUCGAAGGGGCUUGAUAUCGUUCAUCCACCAGCAAACGGCGCACACCAGAGUAGUGGAGUUGGGGGAAAUUACAGCAUUCACCUUGAUGGGCACCGACGUGGAACGUAUCAUGAAAGGGUUCCGGGAUUUUCAUGAGUUAUGGGCGUGUCUGAUCGAUAUCGGAAUCGCAAUUUACUUACUGGAGCGACAGGUAGGUGUGGCCUGCCUCGUCCCAACCGUGAUUGCCGUUGCUUUUAUAUCAGCUACAUUUAAGCUAUCUGCAGUCGAGGAACGGCUACGCUUAACUUCUUAUACGCUGGAGAAUAUCAAAGCUGUCAAGAUGCUGGGGCUAUCGGAGAAGGUCUUUUCUAUCGUCCAGGGAUUGCGGUAUGCCGAGAUUGCUACCUCUGCUGUGUUUCGCAAGCUGCUUGUAGGGACAAUUACGCUGUCUAACUCACCCGCUGACCUGGCUCCUAUGGCGACCUUCGUGGUGUAUGUCAUACUCGCCCUGGUCCGACAUGACAAUUCGAUCCUGGCCGCGCAAGCCUUUACCUCGCUGACAUUAAUAUCACCAAUGACAACGCCGAUGCUGACAUUUAUCCAGGCAGUGCCGACUGUGGUCCAGUGCUUGGGAUGCCUAGACAGAAUCCAAGAAUAUGCCAGCGUACCAGUCCUACAUGAUGAUGAGAAUACCCACGGUGAAACUAUCACAGGAAAAUACGACGGCUUGGUUAGUCUUCAGGCCAUGCCAAAAUUGGUCACGGAAGAAAGGAACCUAGUAAAAUUCUCAAACUAUAGCGUCGGUGGCAAGUCCACAUUACUCGAGAGAAUUCUUGGAGAGACACUUAGCAUGGGGGGAAGAGCAGAGCGAAAUGUUUCCCUCGUUGUCUACUGCUCUCAAACACCGUGGCUGCAGAGCGAGAAUAUCCGCCGGAACAUCAUCGGCGCGUCUGUGAUAAACAUGGACUGGUACGCGACGGUAGUAUCUGCCUGUGCACUUGACAAAGACUUAGCUCAACUUCCUCGUGGAGACCAAACACCCGUUGGUAACAACGGUCUGACGCUCAGCGGCGGGCAGAAGCAGCGCAUUGCAUUAGCUCGAGCCCUGUACUCGCGAUGCAAAGUCGUUUUGCUGGACGAUGUCUUCAGCGGCAUCGACGCAUCUGCUACAGAAUCAGUCACUCGCAAUUUAUUCGAUGAAAAGGGUCUCUUUCGCCAGCCUCAGACAACAGUAGUGCUCGCCACGCACUCUAGAUUCCUCCUCCAGUACGCGGACAACGUCGUUGUCCUGGUUGAUGGGCACAUCGCUGAUGCCGGCAGCCUGAAUAGCCUUCAAUCCAGUAACACUUAUAUUCAGGGCCUGGAGAUUUCAUCAUCAACUGCGCCUAUCACAAGCGAAUCCAAUGAGGGGCCACUUAAUCCCCAGGUCUCCGAUAGCCAGACUAAGAACGAGGACUUGGAAAGGGUUGAACUACUCGAUCAUGAAUUAUCGACCGAUUACAUCCGCCAGGAUGGAGAUUUCUCUGUUUAUGCUUACUAUGCAUCGGCUUUUGGACAUACGACAGUCCUUGUUUCCCUUUGCUUUAUCUUAUGCUGGUCUUUCUGUCGCGAGUUCCCAACGAUCUGGCUGGACUGGCGGACAGCAGCCAAUGCGAAAAGUCCCAACAACGGGGUUGGGAUGUAUCUUGAGGUCUAUGUAAUGCUAGGUAUAGCUGGGCUAAUCGCCAUGAUUGCUGCUGGCUCCACAUGCAUCGUCAAGGUCAUAAUCAUAGCCGCAUUUGCCAAGUAUCUGGGCAUUGUGAUCCCAUUCAUGGGGAUCCUCGUCUACAUGGCACAGAAGUUCUAUCUCCGAACAUCACGCCAGAUGCGACACCUGGACAUCGAAGCAAAGGCACCGCUUUACACUCACUUCCUCGAAAUCGUCAGCGGUGCGGCUACAGUCCGCGCGUUUCGGUGGCACAGAUCAUCCAAUGCGAAAUUGAUUUCUCUGCUAAACAUUUCACAGCGUCCCGUGUACAUGCUGUACUGCAUUCAGCAAUGUCUGGGUUUCUUCCUGAAUUUGCUUGUUGCGGUGUUGGCAGUCAUUUUGGUGGCUACGGUAGUCUUCUUACGAGACAAAUUCAACCCGGGGGAUGUUGGUGUUGUCUUGGUCAUGGUUAUGACUUUCAACAGUAGUUUGAUGCAGCUCAUCAGAUUCUGGACCAUGAUGGAUACGUCUAUUGGUGCUGUCGUCCGAGUCAAGAGCUAUGUGGCUACUACCGAGCCAGAGGAGGCUGUAUCUUCUCAGCAGGACCAAUUACCUGUGUCAUGGCCGACCAAUGGAGCCAUUCGGAUUUCGGAUUUGGCAGCUGCGCACUUAGCGACAUCUCCAUCCGUUUUAAAGAGCAUUUCGAUGAUAGUGCAACCCGGAGAGAAGAUCGCAAUCUGCGGCUCAUCCGGCAGCGGAAAGACGACACUUAUCCUCUCUCUGCUGCGCAUGGUAGAGCUUCAAGGAGGUUCAAUGACCAUCGAUCUUUCGGAAUACUCGCGGUCUGAAGUUCGCACCCGACUGAACGUCGUCACCCAGGACCCAUUCCUAGUAGCCGGCUCAGUGCGCUUUAAUACUGAUCCCUUUGAGAGGGCACCAGAUGAGAAGGCCAUCGCAGCACUUCACAGGCUGGGGCUUUGGGGGAACAUUGACCAGGAAGGCGGUCUUGAGAUGGAAAUGAAUGCCCGGCAGCUGCUCUGUCUUGCGCGUGCGAUGGUACAAGGGGGGAAGGUGCUUAUCCUUGAUGAGGCGACGAACAGUGUCGACCACAAAACAGAGGAGAUGAUGCAGGGGGUCCUGGAGACGGGGUUCUCAUCUCAUACGGUCCUCUCUGUUCUGCAUCGUCUGCGCUACAUCCAUCGAUAUGAUCGUGUCGCUGUGCUGGAUGACGGGGUUUUGGUGGAAUUUGAUACUCCUGCCGCACUGCUUGCUCGUGAUUUAUUCGGGAAGUCAUUGAGUACAACAUAA
Aspergillus ruber CBS 135680 is the source of this 3780-nucleotide messenger RNA. Its product is annotated as P-loop containing nucleoside triphosphate hydrolase protein. The record is from RefSeq and is a predicted model, not a curated record. The coding region runs from base 1 to 3780 and encodes 1259 amino acids. The transcript has 16 exons. Gene Ontology annotation, biological process: transmembrane transport. Lineage: Eukaryota; Fungi; Ascomycota; Eurotiomycetes; Eurotiales; Aspergillaceae. Gene Ontology annotation, molecular function: ATP binding; ABC-type transporter activity; ATP hydrolysis activity. Gene Ontology annotation, cellular component: membrane.